UAUUAUUGUGUGCAUUCAAAUAACUAAUAUUUGCACAGGGUGAACGCUGGUGUUGGAGAGAGAGAUGGGAGGAGCAGUUUUCAGGUGGGUGAUGCAACUACACAAAGAUGUACCCAGAGCUGCAAAAUUCUACUCAGAAGGCUUAGGUUUUACCGUCAAUGUGUGCACUCCUCGUUGGGCGGAACUUCACUCUCACUCUUUCAAGCUUGCUCUUUUACACUCCUCUAGUGAGCAUGUCGUACAGAAUGGAUACUCGUCACUCCUGUCCUUCACAGUGACAGAUAUUAACAGUACCGUUAUGAAACUAAUGGAACUGGGAGCGGAGCUAGAUGGCCCCGUCAAACAUGAAAUCCACGGAAAGAUUGCAGCCAUGCGAUGUCUUGAUGGUCACAUAGUAGGACUUCAUGAACCUGCAUGAAAUCAAGCGAAACCCACCGUUGUGCAUUUUGAACUUUCUUUCCAAGAGAAAUUAUGGGUCGAUCUAUGUAUCAACUUGCGUAUCAGAUGAAAAGCAAUGUAAACUCUGGAUCCCUCAAUUCGGAUACAGCAUGUGCAGCCUGCUACAUAAAACUCAAGAAGCAAAACUCGGUACCUUCAUCAAUCUUGCUCAAUUCUACUAGUACUCCUGGUCGGAAAUUUAUAUGUUGGAUCAAAGUGUAAGAACAGAUAUCAUUACAUAGUACUCGUUUUACUCCAUUUCUGGUGUAAGAUAGUGUUACAACUUAUGAACAACAAUCCUGUCUGUGUUGCAGUAAAGAUUGAAUUAUGUCUGACCCUGAAAAUUGUCAUUCUUUGGAAUAAACAGCUGAUAGUUCCCUUGCAAA
Beta vulgaris subsp. vulgaris (sugar beet) is the source of this 824-nucleotide messenger RNA. RefSeq lists its product as hypothetical. Lineage: Eukaryota; Viridiplantae; Streptophyta; Magnoliopsida; Caryophyllales; Amaranthaceae. The coding region runs from base 65 to 418 and encodes 117 amino acids. The record is from RefSeq and is a predicted model, not a curated record. The transcript is spliced from 3 exons.